Triticum turgidum subsp. durum (durum wheat) is the source of this 690-nucleotide messenger RNA. The record is from the annotation of a GenBank genome assembly. Lineage: Eukaryota; Viridiplantae; Streptophyta; Magnoliopsida; Poales; Poaceae.
AUGAAUAAGGCUGGCUCUGCUCUGCUCUGCUGUCCAUUUCGUCGCGGCUUGCGCGCUUUGCUGAUAUCCGUCGUCCUUCCUCUUCUUGAUUCCGGCCGGACAGGGGGCCAGGCGUCGGGGUACGGCGACGAUUCGGGCGCCGGCGGCAUGACGGCGCUGCAGAAGCACGCGGCCUUCUUCGACCGCGACAAGGACGGCGUCGUCACCUUCUCCGAGACGUACGCAGCGUUUCGGGCCCUCGGAUUUGGAUUUGCUUCGUCCACCUUGAGUGCCACCUUCAUCAAUGGCGUCCUUGGCCCCCAGACCAGACCGGAAAAUGACACGGCGCGCAUGUCCAUCUACAUCGAGAACAUCCACAAGGGCAUCCACGGGAGCGACUCAGGCGCGUAUGACUCCCAAGGAAGGUUCGUUCCGGACAAGUUCGAUGCGGCGUUCGCCAAGCACGGCAAGACGGUGCCGGACGCCCUGACGUCCGCGGAGGUGGACGAGCUGAUCGCCGCGAACCGGCAGCCCGGCGACUACGCGGGAUGGGCGGGCGCGUCGGCGGAGUGGAAGCUGCUGUACAGCAUCGGCAAGGACGAGGACGGGCUCCUCCGCAAGGACGCCGCCAGGGGCGUCUACGACGGCAGCCUCUUCGCCAGGGUGGUGCAGGAGCGGAGGGCAUCCUCGCUAGAAGAAACCCAGGCAUGA